Messenger RNA from Venustampulla echinocandica, 858 nucleotides. RefSeq lists its product as uncharacterized. Bases 1 to 858 code for a protein of 285 amino acids. The transcript has 2 exons. The record is from RefSeq and is a predicted model, not a curated record. Lineage: Eukaryota; Fungi; Ascomycota; Leotiomycetes; Helotiales; Pleuroascaceae.
AUGUAUACCGCCGCCGCUCUCCUUCUCCUGCCGGCAUUGGCCGUUGCCAGCCCCUUGAACGCAGACUUCGUUCCUCUUGAGCGUCGUCAGGCACCACCAGCAGACCAGAUCACCAUCACAUCUGCAUCCUCAUCUGGAAGUGGCUGCCCUCAAGGAUCAGUCAGCACUUCAUUGUCUGACGACAAGACCUUCAUUACCUUCGGUUUCGAUGCCUUCCAGAGCUAUAUCGGGCCCCAAGCAGCCCAGGCAGACAAGACCAAGAACUGCCAGAUCCAUUUGGACCUGAAGUACCCCGGUGGGUUCCAGUACGCUGUCGUUGACGCCACCUAUCAUGGCUAUGCUCGCCUUGACCCUGGUGUCACUGGAAACUUCCUCUCCACAUACUACUUCUCUCAAUCCGCCUCUAAGACUUGCACAACCAAGUCCAGCAUCACGGGCCCACAAUGGCUCACCGGUGAUGUCUACACCAAGCACGAUGAAGUUGAGACUACUGCUACCAUCUGGUCUCCUUGCGGCGACGGCGGCCUCUUGAACAUCAACAACCGCAUUGCCCUUAUUACUACCAACCCCAAGGCAAGCGGUGAGCUGUCGAACGAUGAUGCUACCAUCGCGUUCACCCACCAGGCCCAUGUCGCAUGGCAAAAGUGCACCCCAGGUGGUGCCACUGGAGGCGGAACCUUCACCCCAGGCGGUGGAUCUACCACUGUUACUCCUCGUGAGGCCAAGGCUGAGCCCCAAGCCCCAACCUUCUCCAUUGUCCCAGGCGGAACCACAGUCGUCGGCGGAGGUAACACUGGCGGACCCGGUGAUAGCUGGACCAUCGGCCCAGGAACCACCACUGUCACUAUUGGAAAGUAA